AUGUAUGCAAUGCAGCAUCCUGCUCCGAAAUUAGAUAGUGCCACGGGAGUGGAGAGAGGUCCUGGCCCAAACCUACCUCCAUCAUCAACGAUCAACCAGGCUACCAAGGUGGAAGGGUUUCCUUUUCCGGACCUCGCCACAUCCCCUUCGAUCUACUCUCGGUCUCCAUCACGGUUAUCGUUCUUCUCCAAUGCCGAGUCUGAGUUCCCAAUGACUUCGGCAGAAGCCUUUCGAAACGACAUAAUGCUCAAGUACUUGCAUCAGCGCCAGCUUGAAAAAAACUGGAAUCACAAAAGCUACGAGAACCACGGGGUGGUCUUGAGAAGGGGCAAAGAUGACUUCAUCUGCAGACCCGAACAACUUCUCUCUCUGACGGGCGGGUUCUACGACCAAGUAAGAACACUCAAUGUCAAGGUGGCGAUAACCGUAAAGACAAGUGUCAUUGACACGUUUCUAAGUACGUCAACACUCCCGUACUUACCACUGGCCGACGGACGCCGCAUUCAAGUUCUACCAUAUAUAUUCAGCUUAGCCCGGUGCAAGAAGCAUCAGAUGGCAGCAUUUAUUCGACAAUCAGGUUUACUUGUUGUCUGGCACAAUGACCCGGAAAUGAUCAUCAGUAGUGCUGAGUCAAUUGAACAACAGCUGGUCCAGCUUCUAUGGAAGAAUCAGAUUGCUAUCUCAGAGGCAGAAUAUUCGUGUUCAGAGUCUUCCAUUGUUAUUGGAGAAGGUCAAGGUCCUAUUGCUGACGGGUCCAGCCCAGAGCAUUUACCGGCCAAGAGGAAGAUCAUGCUUUAUCAGCCACUCUUAACAGGUCUCACAGCGGCAUUAUCUAUUUUCUGCAUCGGAGUAGGUUGGCGACAGGUUGCGAUUGAAAUCAAAGUCGAUUCUUCCACGAGACGAUUAGCCUUGUUGGCAGUGGUCCCGGCUCAGAUCUGGCUGGGUUGGUUCUUUUUCCAUACUCUCGUGAAUGGGAUUGCUCAGAUGAUUGGUCCAGUGAAUCAAGUUGGUGCAAAUUCAAAAUCCUACAGUGGGGUGAAAACUGCGAGGUUAGCCACAGAAAACCUUCCUCAUGUGACCAUUCAAUGUCCAGUCUACAAGGAGGGGCUGUGGGGUGUCAUUGACCCAACAAUGGUAUCACUUCGUACCGCAAUAUCAACCUAUGAAAUGCAGGGAGGUUCAGCAAAUAUAUUUGUUAAUGAUGACGGCAUACAACUCCUGUCGCCCGAGAAAGCUGAAGAACGGAGGAAAUAUUAUGAUGAGCAUUCUAUUGCUUGGGUAGGCCGUCCGAAGCAUGACCCUGAUGGCGAACAGCCAUUUAUCCGGCCUGGGAAAUUCAAGAAAGCGUCGAACAUGAACUAUGCGAUGGGAGUUUCAGCAAGAGUUGAAACCAAGUUAGCAGCUAUCACGCGUGGCGAGAACUGGUCAGACUCAGACGAGGAGGAAGCUUACCGAGAUGCACUUGUAGAAGUGAUAGCGGAUGACAGUGGUCGAACUUGGGCGGAAGGCGACAUACGAAUCGGAGACUACAUUUUGAUCAUCGAUUCUGACACUCGAGUUCCUUCGGAUUGUCUCCUCGACGCAGUCAGUGAGAUGGAAGAAAGUCCACAAGUGGCCAUCAUUCAAUUUUCGUCUGGUGUUAUGAACGUCACAACCUCCUUCUUUGAAAAAGGGAUCACCUUCUUCACGAAUCUGGUUUACACGGCCAUACAAUUUGCUGUUGCAAACGGAGAUGUCGCACCCUUUGUUGGACAUAAUGCUAUCCUACGGUGGAGUGCCGUGCAAGAUGUCUCGUGCGAGCAAGACGGCAGAGAGAAAUACUGGUCCGAGGACACCGUAUCGGAGGACUUCGACAUGGCCCUCCGGCUCCAAAGCAAAGGCUACUCGCUGCGCUUCUCGACAGUCCACGGCGACCAAUUCCAAGAAGGCGUGUCUCUGACCGUCUACGACGAGCUCGCACGCUGGGAGAAAUACGCGUACGGUUGCUCGGAGCUCAUCUUCCAACCCUUCCGAUACUGGCCCACGCGCGGACCCAUCACCCCUUUAUUCCGACACUUCAUCGCGUCCAACAUGUCGCUGAUGUCGAAAAUCACCGUCCUCUCCUACAUCGGCACGUACUACGCGAUCGGGUCGGCCUGGCUCCUGACCGUGCUCAACUACUUCCUCGUCGGCUGGUACAACGGCUACCUCGACCACUACUACACGGACAGUUUCCGCAUCUAUUUCAGCAUCGUCGUCGUGUUCCAGGCCCUCGGCACCAUCUCGUUGAGCGUCCUGCGCUACCGCACCACCGACUGCAGCCUGGUCGGCUCGUUCCUCGAGAACCUCAAAUGGCUACCGCUCCUCACGAUCUUCCUCGGCGGCAUCUCCAUCCACGUCAGCCAGGCCAUUGCGUCGCACAUGUUCAGCGUGGAUAUGUCGUGGGGCGCGACGGCGAAGGAGGAGACGAAGACGACCUUCUUCAAUGAAAUCCCGACGAUUUUCCGCAAGUUCAAAUUCACCUUUGCGUUUUGCGUACUAAUGGUUAUCUGUAUGGUUGUGGUGGCCGGGGUCGGGCCGCUGGGUGGUUUGGUGCCUUAUUCUUAUCAGAUCACGAAUUUCACGGCCAUCUGGCCGUUGAGUACCGUGGUCGUCUUUCAUUUUCUCAUGCCGCUGGUGCUUAAUCCCGGGUUGAUGCAAUUUACCUUUUAG
Exophiala bonariae is the source of this 2691-nucleotide messenger RNA. RefSeq lists its product as uncharacterized. The coding region runs from base 1 to 2691 and encodes 896 amino acids. The transcript has 5 exons. The record is from RefSeq and is a predicted model, not a curated record. NCBI's taxonomy places the organism in Eukaryota, Fungi, Ascomycota, Eurotiomycetes, Chaetothyriales, Herpotrichiellaceae.